GUCCUGUUUGUGUGCUCCGACUCCCCACCCUUCGUAGCGUACUCCAAGUCUGAAGAUCCCUGGAGCCGCGCAGUCUUGCGUCCCGGUUCCCCAGGCCAACACCAGGCUAGUGGGGUCACUCAACCCUCAACUGCACUUCAAAACCAAGGGUUGUUUCGUCAUUACACACCGGAAAUUGACGGUUGGUGGAGAAGUAGACGAGCCAAAAAAAGGAGAACCGGUUCGAAAACAAAGAGCACAAAUCUCGAAGUCUCAAAUCUCUAUCCUCUCCCUCCUCAUUGACGCCUCAGAUCUACUGGGGAAUCCUAUCAUAGAUCUAUAAAGAUCCCAGAUCCACCAACUAGAAUAUCAAGACAGGAGCAGGAUUUUCUCAAAAAAUGCGCCGCAAGAUCUUGUUGUUCGGCGACUCAAUCACCGAGGAGGCCUUCUCCUCCGGAGGAUGGGCCGCCAGUCUCGCCCCACCACUUCAUCCCGCAGGGUACGGUAAAGUUGCUGCCUCCUCCUGUUUUCUCUUCCGCCCCGCCCUUAUCGGGAUGCCAGCGGGUCAGCUUACCGCCGCGUUGUCUGCUGGUCUAGGUGGACGUGUUGCUGAGGGGUACAGCGGGUACAACACUCGGUGGGCUGGAGGUGAUGGAACAGCGCUCUGGAGGAUGUGGGCACCGCCGAAAGCCGCGCGCGGUGGCGGUGACCGUCUUCUUCGGGCCAAUGACGCUUGCAUCGCCGAUCGCUGCGGGGGGUUCCAGAGCGUGCCGCUGGAUGAGUACCGGCAGAAUCUCAAGGCCAUCUGCUCUUCCCUCAAGGAGAGAUGGCCAGAUACUGCAGUUAUCCUUAUCACGCCACCUCCAAUAGAUGAAGAGGGGCGACUAAAGAAUCCUUAUGUAGAAGACAAUUCAGGUCUGCCAGACAGAACUAAUGAAUCUGCUGGUGCAUAUGCCAGGGCAUGCGGUGAAGUUGCUAAAGAAUCUGGAAUUCAAGUAAUAGAUAUCUGGUCCAAGAUGCAACAGUAUCUUGGGUGGGAAAAGUCUUUCCUAAGGGAUGGACUGCACUUCACUGAUGGCGGGAACAGAUUGUUGUUUGAGGAGGUAGUCAACAGUCUCAGGAAGGAAGGUCUCAGCCUCCAGAGCCUACCUAUCGAUCAACCUCUAUUAUACGACAUCAAUCGUGCUAAUCCCCUUGAAACUUUUAAGAAGUAAGAGACAAGAACUGAAACUUUUGGUAGGUGGAAGAGCAAAACAUUCUAUAUGGUGUUAUGUCUCAUAAUAUGUAUGUAAGAAUCUCAACUGUGUUGUAUGCAUAAUGCUGUCCUUCUGUUUGAUCUGUACUAUAUUAUACGGUCAGCUCCUCUCUGGUAGUGGGUGGAAAGUGACACAUGUUCUUCAAUGGUGUUCAGUUGAUAUAAUUUUCUCCUAUAUAGAGGUUGGUGCACUGCU
This is a messenger RNA of Asparagus officinalis (garden asparagus), 1430 nucleotides long. RefSeq names its product GDSL esterase/lipase At5g45920. The record is from RefSeq and is a predicted model, not a curated record. NCBI's taxonomy places the organism in Eukaryota, Viridiplantae, Streptophyta, Magnoliopsida, Asparagales, Asparagaceae. Gene Ontology annotation, molecular function: hydrolase activity, acting on ester bonds. The transcript is spliced from 4 exons. Bases 378 to 1193 code for a protein of 271 amino acids.